Gastrolobium bilobum is the source of this 2307-nucleotide messenger RNA. RefSeq lists its product as uncharacterized. Gene Ontology annotation, biological process: DNA integration. Gene Ontology annotation, molecular function: nucleic acid binding; RNA-DNA hybrid ribonuclease activity. The record is from RefSeq and is a predicted model, not a curated record. The coding region runs from base 1 to 2307 and encodes 768 amino acids. The transcript has a single exon. NCBI's taxonomy places the organism in Eukaryota, Viridiplantae, Streptophyta, Magnoliopsida, Fabales, Fabaceae.
AUGGUGAAAAAACCGAAUGGAAAAUGGAAAAUCUGUACUGAUUACACGGAUUUAAACAAAGUUUGCCCGAAGGAUGCUUAUCCUAUGCCCAACAUAGACCAGCUGGUGGAUAAUUCGGCUGAAUUUCGUCUGUUGCCUUUCAUGGAUGCCUAUUCAGGAUACAACCAGAUCCCGAUGUACCCAGCUGAUCAGGAAAAAAUGGCCUUCAUUGCUGAAAAUGCCAACUAUUGCUACAAUGUGAUGCCAUUUGGGCUUAAAAACUCAGGGGCAACUUACCAGAGAAUGAUGAAUAAGGUCUUUAAAGAUCAGCUGGGGAAAAAUGUAGAAGUAUAUGUAGAUGAUAUGAUCGUGAAGUCAUUCGAUAUGGUGAAUCAUGUCCGGGAUCUUGAGCAAACCUUUCAAAAGCUCAGAAAGUAUCGCAUCCGUCUCAACCCAGUCAAGUGCGCAUUCGGGGUGGCAGCUGGAAAAUUUCUCGGUUUCAUGCUAACCCAUAGAGGAAUAGAGGCAAACCCGGAUAAAUGUAAGGCAGUUCUUGACAUGAUUGUGCCUCAAAGUAAAAAGGAGGUUCAACAGCUAACCGAACGUUUAGCGGCGCUAACACGGUUCCUUCCGAAAUCGGCAGAACAUGCCCUCCCAUUCUUUAAACUUUUAAAGAAAGAAGCAACUGACGGAUGGAACCCAGCGUGCGAAGCCGCGUUUGAAAAAAUAAAAAAGUGUUUAUUAACUCCACCGAUCCUCUCAAAGCCAAACACAGGAGAUGUUUUAAUUCUGUAUUUGGCAGUAGGGGAGGAAGCAAUAAGUGAUGUACUGAUCAAGGAAAAAAACGGAGGCCAGGAGCCAAUUUACUUUGUCAGUAGAGCACUACAAGGUGCAGAGGUCAGGUAUCAAAAGCUAGAAAAAGUGGCUUUUGCCCUAUUAAUCACGGCUAGAAGGUUGCGGCCGUAUUUCCAGGGCCAUCAAAUCAUUGUGAGGACUAACCAGCCUAUUCGGCAAGUGUUGCACAAACCAGACCUGGCAGGUAGAAUGGCUAACUGGGCAAUAGAGCUCAGUGAAUACGACAUUGUUUAUGAAAGUCGGAAAGCAAUCAAGGCACAAGCCUUAGCCGACUUCGUAAUGGAAUUAACACCACAGAACUCGGAGCAUGAGGAACACGGGGAUGCAUGGAAGGUCUACGUUGAUGGAUCUUCCAACAUUAGAGGAAGUGGGGCUGGAAUCAUAUUAGAAAGCCCAGAAGGAGUGACCAUAGAGCAUUCUCUGAACUUGGGAUUCCCAACUUCCAAUAAUCAAGCUGAAUAUGAAGCCUUAAUAGCUGGUUUGAUUCAGGCCAAAGAACACGGCGUUAGGAAAGUGCACAUGUUCAGCGACUCACAGCUGGUAACCUCGCAGAUAGAAGGAAAAUACCAAGCUAAAGGUCCUCUACUGAUGAAAUACCUGAGCCGGGUUCAGGAAAUUAUGGCCGACUUCGAUGAGGUCCGGGUUUCUGACAUCCCGCGAGGGGAGAAUAGCCGAGCUGACAUCUUGUCGAAGCUAGCCAGCACCAAAAAUCCGGGGAAUCACAGAACUGUGGUGCAUCAAAGCAUAACGACGCUGAGUUGUGUGAUGGUGGUAACCUCUGUAAAUGACUGGAGAAAACCUCUGGUUGAUUAUUUGGAGAAAGGCGUACUGCCAGAGGAUCGCCUGGAAGCCAGGAAGCUGGUUCGAGAUGCGACCCAAUAUGCGAUCGUGAAUGACCAGCUAUUCAGAAAGGGCUUGCAUAAUCCCAUGCUAAAAUGCUUGGACUCGGAAGGAGCCGAGUAUGUUCUUGCCGAGAUCCAUGAAGGGAUAAAUGGGCACCAUAUGGGUGGUAAAGCCUUGGCCAGAAAAGCCCUCACAGCUGGUUAUUACUGGCCAACCAUGGGGGAAGAUUCUAAAGAGCAUGUCAAGAAAUGUGACAGCUGUCAGAAGCACGGCAAGUUGAUCCUUUCACCACCGGAAGAGAUGAAAUCCAUCUCGGCCCAAUGGCCCUUCUUCAAAUGGAAAAUCGAUCUGCUAGGACCUUUUAAAGCGGCUGAAGGACAACUCAAGUGGUUGAUCGUGGCUGUGAACUACUUCACAAAGUGGAUAGAAGCAGAACCAGUCACCACGAUCACCUCGGCUCGAGUGCAAAGAUUCUUUGAAAGAAAUAUUGUCUCAAGAUUCGGAAUUCCAGCCGAGGUGGUUACUAAUAAUGGAACGCAGUUUGCUGAUAAGAAAUUCCAGCAGCUAAUGAAAGACCUACGCAUCACCCAUCGUUUCGCGUCCGUGGAGCACCCACAGUCAAAUGGGUAG